This is a messenger RNA of Ceraceosorus bombacis, 1003 nucleotides long. The record is from the annotation of a GenBank genome assembly. Lineage: Eukaryota; Fungi; Basidiomycota; Exobasidiomycetes; Ceraceosorales; Ceraceosoraceae.
AUGUCCGCUGUCCAGAACACUGCCAACGCCGCUGGCGACAACAUCAACGCUGCGGCGCAGACUGCUUCUCAGCAAGCCAGCAACCUCUCGAACCAAGCUUCUCAAGCUGCUGGCGAUCUGUCCAAACAAGCAUCGGACGCUGCCAACAAAGCUACCCAGCAGGGAGGCGUGAGUACGGGCGCAUUUUCGCUUCGCGUGGAAGUGUUUCCUGACCCUCGCUUCUGCACUGCACCUGGCCGCUUCCCUCAUAGUCCCUCUUGGAGCAGGCUACCCAGCUCGUCACUGACUCUGUCGCCUACGCUCAGCAUCAAGCUGGCGCUAUUCUCGGCGGCGCCAAGCAGCAGGCCGGCGAUGCAAAGGACCAGGUGAGUGUGGUGAAGUGAUUCUGCAUCUUGGAUGGUUCGUGUAUGCUCAAAGGCUCCGCUGCCUGCGUACUGGUUGCGCCCAGGCUUCUGGUGCUGCUGACCAGGCGAGCCGCGAUGCCUCCAACUUGACGAAGCAAGCGUCCAAGGAGGUCAGUGGAGCUGUCGAAUCGUGUUCUGCUGGAUGUGCCCGGUCGAAUUUGCGUUCUACGGUGGUAUCUGACUGGAUGCUUCCUUCCUAUGCAGGGCCAGGCAAAUGCUGAGGCAGCUCAAAAGUCCUUGGCAGACCUCGUUCAGCAAGGUCGUGAGCUUGGAGCCAAUGCAUUGAACCAGGCCAACGAGUACGUCAAGCCUCAACAGGCUGGCGACGCCGCCUCUGGAUACGUUGAUCGUGAGUGCAAGGUGGACGCCGCCGCGGCGCCUGCCCUUACCUCCUCGCGCCCAGUCGCUCACAUGUUUCCUCCACUUUCCACGCCCCCACAGAGGCUCGCGGCAUUGCAUCCAACGCCAUCCAGCAAGCCUCUGGUAUCAUUGGUGGUGCGCAGAACCAGGCCAGCGAAGCCGCUGCCACUGCUCAGCAAAAGGCCAGCGAGGCCAGUGCUCAAGCUCAGGGUGCAGUCAAGGGCGCAACUGGCAACUAG